CUCGCGCAGCCGCCACUCGGGGCGAGGGGGGCAGUUUCGGCCCCGCUCCCCGGGCGCGCGGAGGAGAGCCAGGCGGAGGGCGCGCGCGCGCGGGGCUCUUUCCCUCCUGGGCACUCCCGGCUGGAGCGGCGCGGCGGCGCGGCUGGUCAGACAUGGAGGAGUUAAUAGUUGAAUUGCAGCUGUUUCUUGAACUUCUGGACCACGAAUACCUAACCUCCACAGUUAGGGAGAAAAAGGCAGUCUUGACGAACAUCCUUCUGAGGAUACAAUCGUCCAAAGAUUUUGAAAUAAAAUCAAAUGUGCAGAAACAAGAGGUGGCCAAUAACGUGCCCGCCCCUCCUCAGAUGCCUCUUCCAGAGAUCCCUCAGCAGUGGCUGCUACCAGAUAGCGGGCCUCCACCGUUACCUUCGUCAUCCCUUCCUGAAGGUUACUAUGAGGAGGCUGUUCCCCUCAGUCCGGGAAAGGCUCCUGAAUACAUCACAUCCAAUUAUGAUUCGGAUGCUAUGAGCAGCUCUUACGAAUCUUACGACGAAGAGGACGAGGAUGGGAAAGGGAAAAAAAUGAGACACCAGUGGCCUUCCGAGGAGGCAUCUAUGGACCUUGUGAAGGAUGCGAAAAUCUGUGCCUUCCUCUUAAGGAAGAAGCGGUUUGGACAGUGGACUAAACUGCUGUGUGUGAUCAAAGAAAACAAACUUCUGUGCUAUAAAAGUUCCAAGGACCAGCAACCUCAAAUGGAGCUGUUGUUGAAUGGCUGCAGUAUUACAUACAUCCCCAAGGACAGCAAGAAGAAGCAGCAUGAACUGAAAAUCAUUCAUCAAGGGCAGGAUGCUCUAGUUCUUGCGGUGCAAAGCAAGGAACAGGCUGAUCAGUGGCUGAAGGUGAUAAAGGAAGUUUGCAACAACUACAUUGGAGGUACAGAUUCCGAUGGCCCACCAUCUAAUUCUCCCAUACACAAGACUGAACUAGAAAAGAAAUUGUCCUCUGAAAGGCCGAGUUCUGAUGGAGAGGGGGCCGUAGAAAACGGGACUGUCACCAUCUGUAAUGGAAAAGAACAAGUAAAGAGAAAAAAGAGCACGAAGACGGACUCCAAGGGCCCCGUGACUAAAGUAACGGGGAAAAAGAUCACCAAGAUGAUUGGUUUAGGGAAGAAGAAGCUCUCCACGGACGAACAGACAUCAUCAGCUGAUGAAGACAUUCCCACCUGUGGCUAUCUGAAUGUGCUGUCAAAUAACCGUUGGCGUGAGCGCUGGUGCAGAGUGAAGGACAAUAAACUCAUUUUCCAUAAAGAUAGAACAGAUCUGAAGAAUCACAUCGUCUCUAUUCCCCUUCGCGGCUGUGAUGUUAUUCCAGGGCUGGAUUCCAAGCAUCCUUUGACGUUCCGACUACUUCGAAACGCACAGGAAGUUGCAGUGUUAGAGUUUAAAGGAAAGAAGACUCCUCUGGCUGCAAAUGGAAUUGUGGGGAAAGGGAGAACUUUAAGCAAUCCUCAGAAGAAAUCAGAAUUUGCUUCAAAUGUGAAACGCAAUACCUCUAAUGCUGAUCAGUACAAGUAUGGCAAGAACCGCGUAGAAGCAGACGCAAAGAGGCUGCAGACCAAAGAGGAGGAGCUCUUGAGGAGAAAAGAAGUGUUGCGGAGUCGCCUGGCUCAGCUCCGGAAAGAAAGGAAAGACCUCAGAGCAGCACUCGAAGCGAACACUGGCAAGAAAACCCUAGUUAUUCUUGAAGAUAAAUUAAAGAAGCUGGAGGAGGAGUGUAAGUUGAAGGAGUCUGAACGUGUGACUCUGGAAUUGGAGCUGACCGAGCUGAAGGAAAACCUGAAGAAGGCCUUGGCCGGAGGCAUCACCCUGGGGCUGGCCAUAGAACCCAAAUCAGGAACCUCCAGCGCCCAGUCUCCAGUACUUAAGCAUCAGACAUUGGAAAACUCGCCAAUCUCCAGCUGUGAUACGAGCGAUACAGAAUGUUCGGUGCCUGUGAACAGUGCGGUGGUCUUAAAGAGACAUUCCUCUUCAAGCACAUCCCCCUGUAGAGGCCACGUACUUCAGAAGGCAAAGGAAUGGGAGUUGAAAAAUGGAACAUAAAAGAAUAAAAUAAUUUCUAGCCCUCUGCUUUGAGGCUCUGUCUGGUGUGGCUGAAGAUGGAGUGAAGUGGAUUUAUCUAUACAGCAAUAUUAAGGAUUGGUCAAUCCCACUCAGUCAGCGGUCCAUGCAAAAGAAUGCAUCUGAGAGAAGGGCUGACUAGAACAUGAUGUUUUCAUUACUGUUGAGUCUUCAUCUGGAAUAUCAGUGAUAAGAAGGGAACCAUUUAAAUGAUUUCGUAGCAAGACUGGGUUAAACUAGCACUAGCAGUUGUAUGGGAUGGAAAUGAAGAUUGGCAUGUUUCAGUACCCAUUUGAAAUAGUUUUAGGUAGCUUUUAAUCAUUUGAUAUGAGGUCUAAUGUGGAAUUCCGACAUGCGUUGCUGGAUAGGUGUGGAAAGUCACAAGUGUGCGGCUUCCAUUCAGUGCUUGUGCGUUUUUCAUGGGAGAAGAUUGAAAAGCUGGAUUCUCUGCUGAAGUCGGGGACAUUUCUCUUGCCCUGAGAGGCAGGGAAGAUGAAACACAGCUGGGGAAUGCCUUUGGACAGGGGCGGCUCCCGGUUGCUGCCAUCAGUGUAAAGAGAUUAUUUAUUAUUAUUUUUUUCCAAACGUGUUUAUUCUUUUUUUAAAAUCAACAGAUACAUGCGUCACUUCACACGAUUGCAGGAAAUACAUGCUCGUUAAAGCAAACAAUUACAACUCGCCUUCCUAACUCUGGAAGUGGAAAGGACUCCGUGAGCUUAAAACAUCAAAUGCAUUUGAAUAUAUUCUAAGGGAAAAAAGACCAAAUCUGUUUGGAAACCUCUCGCCUCCCUCUUUUUGAGAACACUGCCUUUUUUUCUGACCAGAGUUCAUCCAAUCAGCAAUUAAUAUUUGAGUUUUUAUUUUUAUUAUUCCUAAGCACCUAUUAUCUUCAGUGGUCUGUGUUGUAAGAUAUACAAUUCCCUGAGUGUGUGUUUGUUUUUAAAGGAACGUUUAUUUAUAUAACUUUUUAUAAAGUUUCUUUCUCUCUCUCUCUCUUUUUUUUUUUUGCUGUAGCACAGUGGCUAAGCAACUGGAGCACCUUCCUUAUGAGGAGAGGCUGCAGCGUUUGGGACUCUUUAGUUUGGAGAGGAGGCGGCU
Molecule: messenger RNA, 3194 nt
Organism: Sphaerodactylus townsendi
Lineage: Eukaryota; Metazoa; Chordata; Lepidosauria; Squamata; Sphaerodactylidae
Gene: AFAP1
Product: actin filament associated protein 1
Exons: 15
Coding region: 153-2078 (641 amino acids)
Cellular component (GO): cytosol
Molecular function (GO): SH2 domain binding; SH3 domain binding
Source: RefSeq, a predicted model, not a curated record